AUGGCAUCCAAGACCGAACCCGAUCAACAAGAAACGUUUAAAACGCAGCUGGACAAGGCGGCCGUGGACCAGCGAGAACGCGAGUCGGAAAGCAAGCCGAAUCCAAUCGUGGAAAAGAUCACCGAGUACAUCCCAGCCGCGGCCAAAGUACUCGCACCCGAAAAAGAAAAGUCCCCAGAGAGCCAUAUUCCCGGCCCGCCAGAGCGACCGCAUCACGACGACAAGAUUGAAGCGUUUGUGCGGGACCAGCAUGCGAGUAAAGCGCCUGGAGGGGAUUUGGACCAGGUUGCGCAGUAA
Molecule: messenger RNA, 297 nt
Organism: Pochonia chlamydosporia 170
Lineage: Eukaryota; Fungi; Ascomycota; Sordariomycetes; Hypocreales; Clavicipitaceae
Exons: 2
Coding region: 1-297 (98 amino acids)
Source: RefSeq, a predicted model, not a curated record